Messenger RNA from Calliphora vicina (urban bluebottle blowfly), 1757 nucleotides. Its product is annotated as peroxisomal leader peptide-processing protease. Gene Ontology annotation, cellular component: peroxisome. The record is from RefSeq and is a predicted model, not a curated record. Gene Ontology annotation, molecular function: serine-type endopeptidase activity. The transcript has 6 exons. Gene Ontology annotation, biological process: protein processing; regulation of fatty acid beta-oxidation. The coding region runs from base 53 to 1627 and encodes 524 amino acids. NCBI's taxonomy places the organism in Eukaryota, Metazoa, Arthropoda, Insecta, Diptera, Calliphoridae.
AAAUAUUUAUUAGAAAACGCACAAUUUUUGGUUUUACUUACAUAUAAAUAAAAUGUUACUGAAAAUACGUCACGCCUUAUUGGAGGUGACCAAUCAUCCUACAACAAAACAAUCUGCUAUAAUUAUCAACAAUGAAGUUAUCAUUACUUCUGGCAGCAUUUUAAAACCCUACGUUAGACCCAUGCUACCAUUUGUGGCAGAUCACACUAAUGAAAAUGUUUGCGCCAGUACUAAAAUCAUACAUAAACUGCAACAAUGUAAAUUGAUCAACGCUCAAGAUGACCAAAGUGAGGAGGCCCAGCAUUUAAACUCGCUUAGUUAUCAGGUAACCUUUGACCGCCGCAAAUUACCAGCAGCCGUUACAGAGCGUAAUGCCAACGUGCCCCACAUCCUAACCAGAUAUCGAGCGAAACUCCUUUACAUUUUUAGUUCCCAGGAAAUAUCCAGAAAUUUGCACAAAAUGUUAAAUUCCAUAACAUUCAAUGAUUCAACAACUAAAGAUCAUAAUGAAGUUUUAUUAACCUCAUUUCUGAUACUAACUAUGCGUCCCGCUAAAUCUACUGAUUCCCCCGAACGUUUUGAAAGAUUUUUGGAACAUAUUGCUCAUUACUUGAGAUAUAAGUAUCCCAUCAGACCACUAGAUGAUGUUCUGGCAAUGUGCACACCAUUUGGCAUGGAGAAUUUCUACAAGACCAUCAGUAUUGGCAAAGUAUCCAAUGUUAUUGGCAAAGAUGGUUCACUGUUUGUUUUGUCCAAUAAUUUGCCACUGGGUUGUGAGGGCUCGGCAGUGUUUAAUAAUAAAUUGCGUUUAAUUGGUAUCAUUAUUUGCACGGCUUUUCAACGUAAUAAUGAAAAUCUUCAAAUAACUAUGGCAGCUAACUUUGCACAUCUACUAAGAGACUUUAUGAAUCAAUUGGGCAUAAAAAUAACCACUAUUAUGUUGCCAAGAGAGCCAUCUAAUUUUGCAUGGGAACGCACCAUGGUGGUUAUAGAAGCUGCAGGAAGUCAAGGCACUGGUACUCUAGUUAAAGUCCAGAACAAAAGAUUUAUAUUGACCUGUUCUCAUGUGGUAUUUCAGGUAAAUUCCAAAGUAGCUUGUCGUGGUGUCGAUGGCGAAUUUGAAGCCGAUGUUCUUUGGCGCAAUCCACACUACGACACAGCAUUUGAUGUGGCUCUGCUUUCCGCACCCGACAACAUUCCCGAACGCUAUUGCGUACGUUUGGCCCAAUCGAAGCCGAGCUUGGGUCAAACUGUUUACAAUGCUGGCUUUCCCUAUUUCGUUAAUUUCAAUUUAAAAUACGAUUUUAAUCCUUCGAUAUUCCAAGGACGCAUUAUAAAAUAUUCCCCAGCUGCCAUAAUGUCCGAUGGCUGUGUACAGGCUGGCCAAAGUGGUGGUCCCAUGUUCGACGAGCACGGUUGCAUAAUGGGUAUUUGUGUGUCCAAUAUCAAAAUGGAUAAUGUCGUCUAUCCGAAUAUUAAUAGUGCAGUACCCAUUAUAUCGAUACGUUCCAUUUUGGAGGAUUAUGCCAAAACAAAUGAUUUGCGUAUUUUAAAUAAUUUGGUGGCUAAUCAAGAUAUACAGCGAGUUUGGUCUUUGGCCCCUCCUCCCAUUAUAAGUAAAUUGUAAAUGAUUAUCAUGUUUAUGUUAUCAACAACAAUUAUACAUAACUUACUAUAUAAAUUUACAUAAAUUGUUAUACACAUUCAUAUAUUGAUAAUAUUUAAGAUAAAUAAACUUUUAUAUGCAAUCGCACAAA